GCGGCGCUGUGACGUCACGGCUACAGACAGCCGGAUGUGACGUGUAGAAAGAAACACUACGUGUGUUUAUAAAACACGAAUAAACCUGAAUAUAAUCUGAAAUAUGGCGCAUUUAACCACCAAUCCAGCGGCUAAAGAGAGGUUUCUGUGUAUAUAUCCAGCGUACAUCAACAGUAAAAAGACAUUAGCAGAAGGCAGGAGAAUACCUGUCGAGAAGGGUGUGGAGAAUCCGUCGUGUGCUGAGAUCUGUGAUGUGCUCAAAGCUGCUGGACUGAAUGUUGACAUUGAGAUUAAAAAGAUGUACCCGCGGGAAUGGAACAGGGAUGAUCAGUUCAGAGGACGAGUGAGAGUUCAACUGAAACUCGAAGAUGGACAUUUGUGCCAAGACAAAUUUACAUCUAGGAAAGAUGUGAUGUUUUAUGUGGCUGAAAUGAUUCCCAAACUGAAGAGCAGAAUGCAGAAGAGCGGCGGAGCUGACGCUGGAGCACAGCAGGGAGAAGGAGGGAAGAAAGGAAAGAAGAAGAAGAAGUAGAUGAUUCGAGAGCGUUUAUUUUCCAAAAGCUUCAAGACAACUCCGAUGACAGUGAUUUUGGUUCCCCUUCGAUUAAUCUUUAAUUCAGAAGAAUUAAAGAUGUGACAUCUCAGUAUAUUCAUAACAAAUACUUUUAUUUGCUGCUUAGUGGCACCUGAUGGACUUUAUUGUUCCAGAAAAUAUUUCAUUUCAAAAUGUGUUUGUUUUUAAUAUUUUAUGAUCUCAGACACUUUGGAGAGCUGUGUAAGGAUGGUGUUUAUUUUCAGUUAAAUGUUGGUGAUGGAUUACGUUUUAAUGAACGCUGACAGACCCUGAAAUGCAUUCACAGGUCGUGUGGCUGCAUCUUUCAGCACGUCUGUGAGACGCCAGCGUUGUAAGUGCAUUGACCUAGCAUGCAGGAUGAGCGUUUGACUGGCCUGUAACAGGCUGUGAAAUUCCAGCACUCGUGUCCUUCACAACACCUGUUCAUUACAGAAUCACACCGCAUGACUGCGAGCUGCUGGACAGGCUUUUAUUCUUAACAACAGCUACUGUAUGUUUCCAUCUGUCUUAAUGAAGGAUUAAACAGUCCAACAGUGAAAUAAAAGAGAAUCAAACUGA
This is a messenger RNA of Myxocyprinus asiaticus (Chinese sucker), 1132 nucleotides long. Its product is annotated as signal recognition particle 19 kDa protein-like. The coding region runs from base 104 to 532 and encodes 142 amino acids. Gene Ontology annotation, biological process: SRP-dependent cotranslational protein targeting to membrane, signal sequence recognition; SRP-dependent cotranslational protein targeting to membrane. Gene Ontology annotation, molecular function: 7S RNA binding. NCBI's taxonomy places the organism in Eukaryota, Metazoa, Chordata, Actinopteri, Cypriniformes, Catostomidae. The transcript has 5 exons. The record is from RefSeq and is a predicted model, not a curated record. Gene Ontology annotation, cellular component: signal recognition particle, endoplasmic reticulum targeting.